GUUAAUAUUUGUCGGCGCUGGGCUGUGAAAAAACAUCAGCAAAAAAAUGUAAACUCUUUAAGAGUUUUUCUUUCAUUGUAUUUGUAUAGCAAACAAACAAAUUUAUAAGAAAUUAAAAGAGAUGUCAACCGGCGCUCCAAAUAAUAAUAAUGCUGCAUCCUCCAAUAAUAGUGGUAGUAAAACAACAACAACAAAUUCAACGUCCUCAACGAAAGUUCCUGCUGGUAACGAAAAGUCUAAUAAUGUAACAACAACACAGAAUGCCAAUACCUCAACAGCUGCCAUUCUCAAAUCGUAUCGAGAAAUUAUUAAAGAUCCCAAAAGUCUUGACGAGGCUGCCAACUAUUUAUAUCAGACGCUAUUAGAUGAUGCCAUUGUUGGUGUCUUUAUUGAAAUACAUCAUUUACGCAAGACUGGAAAUUUGACAGCACUCGAUGGAGUGCCGGACGAAGAAGCCGAGACCUCAUCAUUUCGCAUUGUUGAUAUGCCAAAUUUUGAUAUAUUUGGCAUUUCCACCGCCAAAAAACCUAUGGACUGCACCUGCCCCAACUGUGAUAGGCCUGUGUCGGCGGCUCGCUUUGCUCCCCAUCUCGAAAAGUGUAUGGGCAUGGGUCGUAUAUCGUCACGCAUAGCUAGCCGUCGUCUGGCCACCAAGGAGAGCAACAGUGCUAGCUCGUCUUCCUCCUCGUCGUACCUGCAAACAAAUGCCGGCAGUGAUGACGAGGACGAUGUUGACUGGUCGUCAGAGAAACGACGCAAGAAGUCAAGUCAAAAUUCCCGCAACAAUGGUUCCAAGAAAAAUAAUGGCAAAACAUUCUAAAAACUUUUCAUUUAAUUUUAAAAAAGAAAACACACACACAAACGUAUGCCAUAAGCGUUUUUAGUGUAUGAGCUUGCUGCUGCUCUCCUACCACCAAUGAACAUGUACCAUGUACUAGGACAA
Molecule: messenger RNA, 943 nt
Organism: Lucilia cuprina (Australian sheep blowfly)
Lineage: Eukaryota; Metazoa; Arthropoda; Insecta; Diptera; Calliphoridae
Gene: Sgf11
Product: SAGA-associated factor 11 homolog
Exons: 1
Coding region: 122-820 (232 amino acids)
Biological process (GO): positive regulation of DNA-templated transcription; regulation of transcription by RNA polymerase II
Cellular component (GO): SAGA complex; DUBm complex
Molecular function (GO): transcription coactivator activity
Source: RefSeq, a predicted model, not a curated record